AUGUCCCUAAGACUCGAUAUCAAGCGCUCCGGCUCCCUGACGAACUAUUUCAGCAACGUUGUGCGCUCCCGCUUCAAGUGGUUCUGGCGCUUCAUGGGCAUGUUCCCUUGGAUCAGCGACCUUUCCACCAUCGUUCUGCUGCGGGCGAUGGAAAAAACCAUCCCGAGAAUUCCCGACCAAACGACCCAUCACGACUACAAAACUUAUGACGGUUUGUACGAUGAGUCUCGCACGGUUCACGCCCUGCUCUUGCCGAAGAUGUCCAAGGCCAAGACGUCCAAGCUUCCGGACGUGGACGAGGUGAAGGAGCUGUUCAGGCGCAAGGAAUUCAAGCCCGAGGAUCAUCGCCAAUCCAGCGUAUUUUUCCCCUUCUGGGCGCAGUGGUUCGUUCACCAAUUCUUCAAUUCCUCAACGGAGGUGCCAGGUACCCCGCAGUGGCAGACCGGCUUCAAUCUGAGCCAGCUCUAUGGAUCGUUCAAGCAUGAGCAAGAAAUGCGGACCUUCGAUAAGGGGCGGAUCAAAACCGAAUCGGUGAACGGUGAAGAGUAUCCGAGAACCACGGAAAACCAAUUCAAGGGUUACAAAAUCGCCGGCCAUCAAGCCUUCAUGGGAGACAAGGUUUUUGAUGUUCCGGUUAUGCCCUUCAACGCCCUGCCGGGAAUCAUGGCGAUCCACACCGUGAUGAUCCGCAAUCACAACCGUAACGCGGAACGUCUCGCCACCGCCUAUCCGAGGAUGGACGACGAGGAGAUCUUCCAGAAAGCCAAGCUGAUCAGCAUCGCGCAGGUGAUGAAGGUCACCAUGGAAGACUAUGUAAAUAAACAUAUUCUGGCCUCCAACGUGGAGAUUCGGUUCCGCCCCAAUCUGCUCAAAACCCGUCAUUGGCGCUAUUUCAAACCGGCCAGCUUCAUGCCGUCGAACAGCAUUUCCUCGGAGUUCAACUUCCUCUACCGUUGGCAUCAACUA
Exaiptasia diaphana is the source of this 966-nucleotide messenger RNA. RefSeq names its product prostaglandin G/H synthase 2-like. Gene Ontology annotation, biological process: response to oxidative stress; cyclooxygenase pathway. NCBI's taxonomy places the organism in Eukaryota, Metazoa, Cnidaria, Anthozoa, Actiniaria, Aiptasiidae. The annotation marks the transcript as partial. Gene Ontology annotation, cellular component: cytoplasm; neuron projection. The transcript has a single exon. Gene Ontology annotation, molecular function: peroxidase activity; heme binding; prostaglandin-endoperoxide synthase activity. The record is from RefSeq and is a predicted model, not a curated record.